GGCCAUGCAGGGGCAAUGCUGCAAGCUCGCCAACACGGCACUGAACUUUACGUGGGUGUCCAUUCAGACGAGGAUAUUUUGGAAAAUAAAGGACCAGUGGUGAUGACGCUGGAUGAACGUCUUGCCGCAGUGGAUGGCUGUCGGUGGGCCACCAAAUCCGUUCCGGGAGCUCCCUAUGUGACUGAUCCUUCCGUUAUGGACCAUUACGGCUGCAAGUACGUGGUCCAUGGCGACGAUAUUACCACCGAUGCCAAUGGGGAGGAUUGCUACAAAGUUGUCAAGGAGCUGGGCCGGUUCAUUGUUGUGAAACGCACACCCAACAUCUCUACCACAGACUUGGUUGGCCGGAUGCUGCUCUACUCGAAAAACCACCAUCUACCGGUCAUUCUGGCCAAGGACUGGCAAGAUUACGCUGCUGGACAGCCAUCGCAUCCUCUAUUUCAGCCCGAUGCGAUAAAGCGCUAUCAAGAUUAUGCCACGUGUGAGGACGGCAGGAACCCCGGUGUGGCGGUCUUCGCGUAUACCAAGGACACCGGCGAGGUCAAGGAGCUGGUGAAGCCCAGCGCAGAAAGAUUCAAGUCGUCCAGAAUAUACUACAUCGACGGUGGCUUUGAUCUCUUCAAUCCAGGACAUAUUGUUGCUUUGAAAAAGCUCAAAGAGCGAGCAGUAGCCGACAGUGCGGUUGUUCUUGUUGGAGUCAACGACGACGAGGACGUCAAUAAGCACAAGGGCAUCAACUAUCCGAUCAUGAAUUUAUUUGAAAGAUCGCUGUGUGUGCUCCAGAGCAAGUACAUAGACGGAAUUGUUCUGGGUGCUCCUUACAAGCCAACCAAAAAUUACAUUCUUGAGUUCCCUGUGCCUGUGGUGAAGGUGUUCCACGGUCCCACCUCGGAGGAUGCAGACCCC
This is a messenger RNA of Ogataea polymorpha, 906 nucleotides long. RefSeq lists its product as uncharacterized. Gene Ontology annotation, cellular component: cytoplasm. The record is from RefSeq and is a predicted model, not a curated record. Gene Ontology annotation, biological process: phosphatidylethanolamine biosynthetic process. The annotation marks the transcript as partial. The transcript has a single exon. Gene Ontology annotation, molecular function: ethanolamine-phosphate cytidylyltransferase activity. Lineage: Eukaryota; Fungi; Ascomycota; Pichiomycetes; Pichiales; Pichiaceae.